CUUUCCGGGCUACGAUGUUGCGCAGAAGGAGGAGCAGCAUAUCUCCGUGGUGGCCACCGUCAAGGAGAAGGACGGGGAUACCUACGCCAACGCGCUGCAGAGAGCCAUCAACUUGGUUCGAAAGGCCGAAGCUCGGACACGCAAGGCGAUGGCGGACAAGAAGUCCAGGAUGGUGCAAUGGAGCAACUGGGUCACGGAGCUCAAGAAGACCUAUGCCAAAGAGCGUGGCCGCUACCAGGCGGCGGUGGCUCGACACGAACGAGAAAUGGAGGAAGCCCUUGUCGAGCAAGAGUGUGCCAGAUCGAGUUUGAGGAAGGUUGCGGCAAGCAUGGAGGUGGACGCUGGACCGACCACACAGGAGGCCUUGGAUGUUGGUGCAGAGUUCGAAGCCAUCAUGCAAGAUGGCCUUGGUAUGGAGGACUAUCAGGAGUCCAACGAGGACAUCCUCCAGCGGACGCUGCAGCAUGGAGUUGCGAGAAGGGAGGCUGCAAGCAAACAGGGGACCUCUGCGGUCGGAGGUCGUUACUACUCCGCCUCCGCACAAGCCAGCACACCGCUGCAGGUGAGCCGGGCACAACUCCCUCGAGACACUCAGCCGCCGCUGCUUGGGGCAACCACUGCAUCGCCCGGACAAGCCCAAGUGGGCACGGACCCCUACAUGAUCAGCCACUGGAGUGCGAAAGAGGUUGUCUACACCGGACGGCUGCUGUGCGCCAAGCGUCUGGCCCUGGCAUCUGGAAGCCUGGAUGUGCCAGGACAGGAUAUUGCAAGAGGGCUCCCUGGCGCAGCCUCCGAAGAGGGGCAGCCUCCGGCCCCCACAGGAGGCGGUGGGCCUCCGCCGAUUCCAUCGGUGACUCCACAGCACCACAUUCUUUACGACGACGAGGAGGAGAAAGCGCCAUCGGAGUCGGAACUGGAAGCAUGGUACAACAGCCACUAUGGUAUCCAGGACCUUCAGACCUUGGAAUGA
This is a messenger RNA of Symbiodinium pilosum, 970 nucleotides long. Lineage: Eukaryota; Dinophyceae; Suessiales; Symbiodiniaceae. The record is from the annotation of a GenBank genome assembly.